CACACUCACACUCGUCUUCACAUGCUCCCGUCCCUUUAUUCCAUUGGUAACAAUGACAAAUUCUCUCAGUCUCACUCUUCCUUUUUCGAUAAACCUCUGAUCCUUCUUCUCUAUUUGGAAUUCAAAUCCAACCGUUAAUUCAAUCCAUACACUCUUCUUUUCUCCCUCCCACUUAAUAUCAUUAUCAUUAUUAUUAUUAUUAUCAUCAUCAUUAUUAUUAUUUUCUGUUCUCUCCUACUCUACAAAUGACCACCACUACCACCACCGCGGCCACCGGAACUCCGGAAUCAUCCAAACUUUUCCAUACAACCGUUAACCGAACAGCCACCGAGGUCAGCAAGCAGGAUAUUCAAGCAGCCAUUGCUAAAGCGGUCGAGCUUCGAGCGCUUCAUGCGGCGCUGUUGCAAAGCAACAGCCCCGCACACCUUCGGGCGUCCCCCCACCCACAACUUGCUUCUCAACUCUCUGCUCAAGAUUACCCUGUUUUUACCCCAAGUUAUGAUGAUGUACCAAGAAAUCAAAGUUUUCCAAGUUGGGACGAAUGUAGCGUAAACGGAGGAGUUAACGACGAUUUAAGAUUCUUGUCCGAUUACAGAAACCCGAACGCAUCAUCAAGAACAUUGUUGCCACCCGAACUAAUGAACAUCGUCCCUCACACGUGCCCAUCCGAUGAUCAAAACUCUGUCACCGCGUCUUCAAACCACCACAUCACACUCCUCCGAGCCUCACCGGGACCCGAUUUCUCCAGAUCGAGAAGAAACAGUCUCGGCGAUUUUAGAUCCAUCUCAUCAUGUAACAAAUGCAAACCCGCAACGCUUACCACAAACAAUAACAACGGUGUGGAAAACGGUACCAAGAAUCAUAAGUACUCUAGCUUGGUGGUACCAAUGACCGAUUCCCAUUCAUCGCUUCACUCUCAUUCCAAACCGAAAUCCGGAAAGAGUCUUUCGUGGUUGUUUCCUCGGUUAAACAAGAAAAAACACAAAACUGUAGAAAACUCUCCAAACCCGAGAGAAUCGGAUGAAGCUUCGUAUAAAGAGUUGGGUAUAUUAUCGAUCGAAGCGUUAAAGGAAGAAUUACUUGAAGCGAACGAGCGACGGGAUGCAGCGUUAAUGGAAGUUUCGGAAAUGAAAUCUUCUAUAGGUGGGUUGAAAGAAAAGUUGGAGUAUUUAGAAAACUAUUGUGAAGAAUUGAAGAAGGCUUUAGGUCAAGCAGUGUUACAAACGAAAGAUAACGAUCACUCCCGAGCGGUAACGAAAGGAAAACCCGUUGAUGUAAACAACGAAAACAUGCCGGUUAGCAAUGAAGUAAUGGUGGAAGGGUUUAUGCAGAUAGUUUCCGAAGCAAGGUUAUCGGUAAAACACUUUUGUAAAACUUUAGUAGCUCAAAUCGAUGAAGGCGAUGCGGUUUUACUAGAGAAUUUGAACCUGAUUCUUCAACCUCAUAAGUUAUCUUUGAAUUCAAAAUACUCGAGAGCGGUUUUGUACCAUCUAGAAGCGAUUAUAACCCAAUCGUUAUAUCAAGAUUUUGAAAACUGCGUGUUUCAAAAGAACGGAAGCCCGAAGCUUUUAGACCCGCAACAAGAACGCCAAGCACAGUUUUCGUCUUUUUGCGCGCUUAGAAACUUGAGUUGGAACGAGGUUUUGAGGAAGGGAACGAAGUAUUACAGCGAUGACUUUAGUCGGUUUUGUGAUCAGAAAAUGAGCGGUAUAAUCACGUCAUUGAACUGGACCCGGCCCUGGCCCGAACAGUUGUUGCAAGCGUUUUUUGUGGCGGCUAAGUGCAUAUGGUUGUUACAUUUGUUGGCGUUUUCGUUUAAUCCGGCGUUGGGGAUUUUGAGGGUGGAAGAGAAUAGAAGCUUUGAUGGGAUGUUCAUGGAGGAUGUGUUUGUGGAUAGACAACGGGUUCAGAACCCGACCCGAGUGAAGGUUAUGGUGAUGCCUGGGUUCUAUGUGCAAGAUAGGGUAUUAAGAUGCAAGGUUCUUUGCAGGUAUAAGACUGCUGGUUGAAAAAAUAAACACUAGUCUUAAUUUGUCAAUCUUUGUUUAUUUUUUCUUAAGUGGCUAACAAAAUGUUCUCUUUAUGUGGAUUUAAUCAAUUGUGUUGUACCUUAA
Molecule: messenger RNA, 2114 nt
Organism: Helianthus annuus (common sunflower)
Lineage: Eukaryota; Viridiplantae; Streptophyta; Magnoliopsida; Asterales; Asteraceae
Product: IRK-interacting protein
Exons: 2
Coding region: 246-2009 (587 amino acids)
Source: RefSeq, a predicted model, not a curated record